AUGGCUCCAGUCGCAACAGGCGAGGCGGCACCAAUGCAACUACCCGUCUACAAGUCCAAAUCUUCCUCCGUCACUGCGUCUGUCUUGCAUGGUCCGCGAGAUCUGCGAUUGGAGAAGAGAACCAUUGAAGAGCCGGGCGCCGGCGAGCUGCAGAUCUCUGUCAAGAGAACCGGCAUCUGCGGCUCCGACGUCAGCUACUACAAGAAGUUCGCCAAUGGAGACCUCUGCGCCUGCCACCCGCUCUCUCUCGGCCACGAGUCCUCUGGCGAGGUCGUCGCUAUCGGGCCCCUCGUCACCGGCUUCAGGCUCGGCGAUCGUGUUGCUCUCGAAGUUGGCGUCCCUUGUGGACAGUGCACCAUCUGCCGCAAGGGUCGAUACAACCUCUGCAAGAAGAUGAAGUUCAGGUCCAGCGCCAAGAGUGUUCCUCACUACCAAGGCACGUUGCAAGAGAGAAUCAACCACCCCGCGGCUUGGUGCCACAAGAUCCCCGACCACGUGUCCUACGAGGCGGCCGCUCUCCUCGAGCCCCUUUCCGUCGCCAUCCACGCCGUCAACAGAGCCACGCCUGAGCCUGGAUCAACAGCUCUCGUCAUCGGGGCCGGCACAGUCGGUCUCUUGACCGCAGCCAUGGCCCGUCAAGCUGGCUGUGCCCAAGUCACCAUUACCGAUGUUGAUGCCGGCCGCGUCAACUACGCCAUUUCCAAGGGCUUUGCUACCCAUGGCUACGUCGUCCCGACACCCGGCUCUUCUUACAACAAUAACUCCGGAACCUCGACCCCCGCAGACCCCGGCGUUAUGACACCCGCCAGCAUCUUCUCAGUUCAAAGUGUCCAGGGCAAAUUCGACGGCGCCAAGGCCUUGGCCGCCGAUAUCCUCGCUCUCACCAAGGUGCCCGAGGAACUGGAGAUGGACGCAGAGGACGACGGCGUCGACGUCACUUUUGAGUGCACCGGCAAGGAGGUCUGCAUGCACACCAGUCUCUAUGCCACGAGACCCGGCGGCAAGGUCGUCAUGGUGGGCAUGGGCACUCCGGUGCAAACUCUCCCUCUGUCCGUCGCGCACUUGAGGGAAAUCGACAUCCUUGGAAUCUUCCGCUACGCCAACACCUAUCCCACCGGCGUCCGACUGCUUUGCGCCAAGGGCAACGGCGGCCUUCCCCGUCUCGACGACAUGGUCACGCACAGGUUCAAGGGCCUUGAGAAUGCCUCCAAGGCGUUUGAACUUGCCAGUAGGACGUGCGAUGACGAAGGCAACCUCGUCUUGAAGGUUGUCAUCGAGGCCUGA
This is a messenger RNA of Colletotrichum chrysophilum, 1284 nucleotides long. RefSeq lists its product as uncharacterized. Lineage: Eukaryota; Fungi; Ascomycota; Sordariomycetes; Glomerellales; Glomerellaceae. The record is from RefSeq and is a predicted model, not a curated record. Gene Ontology annotation, biological process: D-sorbitol catabolic process. The transcript is spliced from 2 exons. Gene Ontology annotation, molecular function: L-iditol 2-dehydrogenase (NAD+) activity; zinc ion binding. The coding region runs from base 1 to 1284 and encodes 427 amino acids.